Molecule: messenger RNA, 2216 nt
Organism: Aplysia californica (California sea hare)
Lineage: Eukaryota; Metazoa; Mollusca; Gastropoda; Aplysiida; Aplysiidae
Product: proton-coupled folate transporter-like
Exons: 6
Coding region: 551-2137 (528 amino acids)
Biological process (GO): transmembrane transport
Cellular component (GO): membrane
Molecular function (GO): transmembrane transporter activity
Source: RefSeq, a predicted model, not a curated record
CUUUCAGUUCACCUCCGCCGACCCCUCACCCCAACUCCAAUCCCCUCUCCUUUUUUCCUUAUUCCUCAGUGUUUGCUCUAUGCACUUGACUUGCCGUCGAGUAAUGAGUAAUGUGAUCUACACCCUACUGCGCUCAGUUUACACAAAGAUAAUUGGAUGUCAAGAAGGCUCGCAGCGCUAACUCAGGAGGCACACACUUCGAUGAGCCUGGACUUCCCGCGUCCACCACGCGCUGUUGACUUUAUGAUUCCUGAAGCAUCCUCGAAUGGCGUCAUCCCCAUCCCGUGCGGUCAACUGUUACGAGAGGUGAUGACCACCAGAGAUUCCGGGAUAGAUGCUGAGAAAACAAAGUUUGUCCGAGGCGGUCAGCGCCGGUGUUGAUACAAUCCCUCACGGCGUGCACGCUUCGCUGGGUUUUGUUCAAAUUCGGACCAAUUCAAGAAAGUCACUCUCUCACAGCUGGACUGCUCUACGCCGUCAAUAGUCAAUUAAUUUCCCUUCUUAAGACAGAACUUGCUUUCGUCUGAGGUUCGUCUGAGCUCGUAUCAAAAUGCCUGGAUCACCAUACAUCAGCUACCAAAGCAGAUCUAGCGAGUCUGUGGAAAAUGUUGGCGUUCCGUACGAGGAUCGUCCUUACCACUCAGAUAACAUCCCACCAGACUGGGCAGACGACGAUGCAUCUAGUGCCAUUGUGGUGUCCACUGACAGUUGUCUUCAAUCAAAAAGUCUCCCAAGCACUGGCGGAUUCAUAAACUUCCACCGUGUAUGGCUCGGCCUUGCAGUGACGCUGGCGUGCUACAACACGGCCUUCAUGGCCACCCUACCUCUAACCGCUCAGUAUCUCACUCAUCGGGUGGCCCACGACUGGUACAACUUCAGUAACUUCAGCAAAGAGAUCCCAUGCACCAAGGAGGCGAACACUUCGGCUACAAGAACACGUGACGAAAUCCAGAAAGUAGUGUCCUCCUUCUCCCUCCUCAUUAACUACGCUUCCUCCCUCCCCGCCAUCUUGACCUGCCUCCCUUACGGCACUCUCUCGGAUCAUGUUGGGCGCAAGAAAAUGAUGUUCAUCCCUCUGAUAGGAGGAUUUGUCCGGAUGUUCGUCUACCUCCUUGUGGUCAAACUGGAGCUCAGCCUCAACUAUCUGUUCCUGGGAAGCGCUGCUGAUGGGCUGUGUGGUUCCUAUCCUGCGAUGUCGAUGAUUUCUGCUGCUGCUGUCGCUGAUAUUACAAUGUCCUCAGGGGGGAGAGCGCUCAGUUUUGCUGUAAUAGAAGCUAUUCUCAUAAUAUCUUCAGCGGUAGCCAAUCUCUCUGUUGGUUAUUUUAUCAUGUACGAAGGGUAUUUCUAUCCCACGGUCAUGAUGUCGGGACUCGCUCUCAUAGCGUUUUUGGUAGCAGCAACUGUAUUUCCAGAGACAAAUACGGAGAGGGCAAAAGCAAGUGCAAACCCUUUGAAACACCUGAAGAGAAUCGUGAGUUUCUACACAUUUGCGGGAUCUGUGCGAAGGAGGGUUCUGUACAGGAUUGGCUUGUUCAUGUUUUUUCUCAACAUAGUGGUCAGCAUUGGGAGAUCUCCAGUGGAAACUUUGUACCAGCUUAACAGUCCCUUCUGUUGGAACUCUGUCAAGAUUGGGAUAUUCGGUGCCAUUCAGUCAACUGUACAGAUCACCUGCAGUGUGAUGGCGCUACGUAUCCUGAAGUUGCGCCUCCAGCUUGAGUCUAUAGGAAUCCUGGCUCUCCUCUGUGCGAUUGCUGGAUUUGUUAUAGAAGGAUUUGCUAUGUCAGACUGGAUGUUGUAUGCUGUUUUCCGUUCCAUGACCUAUGACCUGUAUGUUCUGAUCCCAGGAGCCCUUUUCGCCAGCCUGUCUGUAGUGGAUGCGGUCUGUGGCAUUCUUUCCUUCACGACGUAUAGCAGUGUCUACCUUAGUACUGUGCAGUGGUACAGGGGAACCGUCUUUUUUGUCAUGGCUGGCAUUUGUGCCGUGAACAUUCUGCUUUUCCUCGCUUUCAAGAAAGUCAAUACGAAAUUUGACUACGAAGAGAUCACUUGCACUGUUGAGCCACCACUUCAUUCUGCCCGGGUUGGUAAAGGAGGUCUACAUCCUCAAAGCAACAGAGCAGUGAACGAAACUCGCUGAAGAGAGCAUUUUGUUGACGCACGGACUUCUUUGUCUUCUUCUUCUUCUUCUUCUUCUUCUUCUUCUUCUUCUUCUUCUU